GCGGAUUUAGCGAUAUGAAAAUUUGCAUUAGGUUGACUUUAUUGUUUUCUUGUUGUCUGUUAAUUCCAGUCUGCAGAGCAGCCGUUGACCCAUGCCCUGCAAAGUCCUCAGUCUCCAGCCAACUGCCUGAGCUGGACUUCCCUGGCUUUUGAACUCACAUGCAGUCAGAGCUUCUCCCUGACCAAUGUAUCAUUUAUUAUAUGCAAAGAAAGUGCAGAUUGAAGCUCCCUGUCAGAUGUCGUACUUGAAUUUAAUGAUUGUCUUAAUGACUUCUAUUUCACUUUCGGGCAUUAACAAAUACUCGCUGAGCAAAUAAGAAUCCACCUUUGAUUGAUUUACUCAUUUUGCCUCUGAUUUUUUUUUAAUGCUGCAUCCAGGCAAGUCAAUGAAGCAUUAAUCUGAGUUUCUGUUUAUUUCAUCGUAUGCUUAUCAUUAUUCAUGCUGCAACUGCAUGUUAAAAUCCCAAAGUAAACUAAAUAGUUCAAUACAUUGACAGGACACCACAAUUUCAUUAUUAUUGAUUGCAUAACAUUAGAAACUGAGCCCUCUUUCAUGCUAAUAGAAAGUGUUGGCCAUCUUCCAUCUAGAAAGCAAGUCGACUUGGCCAAGAAUAUGUCAACUGGUAAAGAAAGCCACGCUGCAGAUGCUUUUAGCUUAUGCUAUCUGCCAUGGUUCGAAAUCUACUACAAGUUGCUAAAUACUCUGGCAGACUACUUGACAAAACAACAGGAAAAUGACUUGAAUGACAUGCUGAAUUCUCUCUAUGAUCUGCCUGUGCCAAAGCCCUUCACGCCAGUCAACCUGAGUGUGAAUGAGCAGUUGUAUAUUGCCACUGGGCAAGUACUGAGAGAUCGGCGAAGCGCGGAGCCGCACUCCUACUUCAUCGCCCCGGAUAUCAAUGGACUUCCAACCAUCCCUGAGAGCAGGAACCUGACAGAGUACUUUGUGGCUGUGGAUGUCAACAACAUGCUCCAGCUCUACGCCAGCAUGCUGCAUGAGCGGCGCAUCAUCAUUACCUCAAGCAAGCUUAGCACUUUAACUGCAUGCGUCCACGGUGCAGCUGCUCUGCUCUUUCCCAUGUACUGGCAACACAUCUUCAUCCCUGUACUGCCCCCGCAUCUUCUGGACUACUGCUGUGCCCCUAUGCCAUACUUUGUGGGUGUUCAUCUCAGUCUGCUUGAGAGAGUACGCAGUGGAUCGCUGGAGGAUGUGGUUAUUCUGAAUGUGGACACCAACACCCUGGAGAGCCCCUUUGAUGACCUGCACAACCUGCCCGCUGACGUGGUGUCCCUUCUGAAGAGCAGGCUGAAGAAGCAGUCCACGGCAACAGGAAGUGGCGUGGCGAGGGCCUUCCUGAGGGUGCAGGCCGCGUUGUUCGGGUCCUACCGCGAUGCCCUCAGAUAUAAACCUGGGGAGCCAAUCACUUUCUGUGAGGAGAGCUUUGUCAACAACCGAUCGAGCACCAUGAGGAACUUCCUGUCGAUGGCUGUUAACCUGCAGCUCUUCAAACAGUUCAUCGACGGACGGCUGGCCAAAUUGAAUGCAGGCCGCGGCUUCUCCGACGUGUUUGAAGAGGAGAUCACAGAGGGGGGCUUCUGUGGAAGUAAUUCAAGGUCUUACCAGCAAUGGAUGCACACUGUGAAGAGAGGAGGAGCACUUAUCAACACAGCUGUAACUAAAGCAAAGAGUCAUGCCAAGAGGGGCAUCCGAGACAUUAAGGGCAGACUUAAAGCAAGGGAAGAAGAAGAGGAGGGGGUGACGGUCUGCCAGGGGUCUCCCACCAGCACCAAGAGCCUGUCUCCAAGGAGACUGCAGAAGCUGAGACGGCAAAACUUCAACAAGUAUCCCAUGAGCAUUGGCCCUCGAGAUCUUGGCUACGGGCUUGAUGAUGAUGAGCUGGACAGUGCGAGCAAAAUCUCCUCAGAGGACAGCGGGGACGUCCCUUCAUACAUCGGGGACAGCGACGACUCCUACUCACUAGAGCUGGACAUGGACUCCUCCCGCUCGGGCCAGAUGAACCUGCUAGAGGAAAUCCUGGACUCUCUGAGCACCACGACUGUGGAGCAAGGCAGACUUAGCGCUGCCAAGAGUUUGGACUUCUUCAGGUCCAUGGAUGAUUUAGACUACAAGGCCACGAGCAAACACACGCCUCCAAGCAAAUCCAAACCUGCAGAUGAGAGCGGCCGCGAUGGCGGCGGGGAUCCGGGCGGCUGGAACAUGGGGCAGGACGACAGUGCCGUGCACGGGAAACACCUCCCCCCGUCCCCACGGAGGCAGCCCAACAAGAGCAGCCUGAAGCUGACGAAGAAACCCGCAACAUCCUCCGCGGUGCCCAUCAUCGCCAACACGCCCCCGGCCCCCCAGGAGGCGGACUUCUCCAGGUCAUAUCCUCACCAGCUCAGCUAUGAGCCUCACCUUCUACCUCCGGGGCGGCAAACGAGAGACCGGUUCUCCUACUCACCCUCGGCGUCCCGCAGAGUCACGCCCACGGCGCCGUCUCCCACUCUCACCCACACCCACAGCUCCCCAGCGCCCGGUUCUCAGCCAAAAUAUUCUCCCGAACCAGAGGGCCGCUCUCGGACCAUUUCAGACCCGCAAGGCCACGUGGAGCCUCCUCAGGCCCAGAGUCCGGCUGCCUCUACCAGCAUCUUGAGGAGGAAGGUGUUGUCCAAGGAGACGGUGAGGUACUACCAGGAGAAGGCCCUCCAGAGGAAGGGCAGCAAGGCCCACCAGGAGGGCCAGGGGAGCACGCCGAGCCUCAGCCCGUCAGCUGUGCAGGUCCAGUGGGAGAAGGAGGUGUCCACGGAGGGGCUAAUGGGGCUCGGCCUGUGCCUGGGUCAGGGCAAAGGCUCGGGGGCGGCUGUGGCGAAGGAUCAAGGCCUCCUGGAGGAGAUUGAGUCCAUGUGUUGCCUGGGCUCAGCCCUCCACACGAGCAUGCAGCUCUCACAGGUUCACUGCAACAGUCACCAGCAGGUCCAGAGCAAAGCCACAGACGAGUCAUAGCGCCGACAAGGACUCAGGGUCUGUAUAACGCCACUGGUUCCACUGGAAUCUAUUCGCUGCACCUCCAUCACAACUAGCUCCACAGAGAACAUGAGCUCUCUGCUAUCAGGGAACAUUCCAGACAAAUUUGAUGUCAAACAUGUAGACGCCAACACAGUCACGGCCGGGAACAAGAGCAGGAAACAGACAUCUAAGGAGAUAAAUUGGUGCUCAGCCCAACUGUCCAUCUAUGUUGAUGUGUCCGUGUAGAAAAGGGGGAAAUAACUGAUUGUGUGGAAAGAAUACUUUAACCUGCUUCUAAUAAUUGUGAGACCCUCGAAAUGCAUUUAUUUACAAUAGAAACAAGUUUUAAGUGGCACAGAUUAUAUUGCUUUUAAUGCAAGCUAGGUACCGUGGCAGUGACCACAUGGGGCAUUUUAUAUAGUUUUAGUUUCUUUAAACACAUGUAUUUAAAGUGAAUUGGAGCAGCAAAGCUUGUUUCUCACCCAAACUAUUCUCAUAGAACAAAAACAAAGACCCCAUAAGAAGUCGAUUUUUGCAGUAUUUUUACUGAUUAAGAGGCGUGUCUUUGAUCAUCUAGAUUUAUGACCAUGUAUUUUCAUUUGUUGAAUAUUUUCAUCUUGUAACACUUUCACAUGUUGUACCAGAAGGAGAAAAAAAAGCUACCCAUAGGUUACAUUUUGGUAAAGGAAUAGAAGCCAACCGGCCGUGGAGGAGUCUUCCACCUCGGCUUGGUGCUUAUGAGCAUUUAGAAGGAUGUUUUUUUACUCAGUGUUCCAAACAUUUGACAGGUUAAAUUUGCACCUCUAGAUUAACAAAUUGUAUGAAACACCUGGUACUAAAACCAUCUGAGCAAAAACAACAACGUCGGACAGGAUUUUCCCGACGCAAAGUCUGCUCUUUUGAAACCAAUAACACACUCUUUGAUACGAGCGUGUAUCUCGUGAAUAUUAUGCAACGUCAGCCUCGAAUGUUGGUCUACACUCCGUAACGUGCAUUGAGUGUGCCGAGUAGACGGCAUUUACAGAAGUACACGAUACCUAAAGCACCAAAAAUGGAUACUAUUGUUGUUUUAUUAUCACCAUGCCUUAAAUGGACAUGUGAUUUGUUCUUGAUACUCUGGUGUCUUAAUCUAUAGAUAUAUAGAUACCAUACAGGUACUUUGUAGUUAGAACUUCUGAUGCAACAGUUAGUUAAAACGGCACAGUAUUUCUCUAGUUUAAUGGAAUAGUUCCUAUUUAUAUAAUGUACUUUAAGCUGCUGUUUUUAAAUGGCACUCCGGGUAAUGAGAUGUACAUGUAGGAACCCCUCAGCAGCUGUGUGGGUUGUGCAGAGCGCUUCUGCCACUCACAAGCCACAAAAACUGUCAAAAGUUGAUGCGUUCCAUCUGAAAAGGCCAGUAUCAAGGGCCCGUGUCUAUUUCUUUCUCCAACACCACCAUCGUCAUCAUCACUCUUCCCUGUGUUGUCUCUCCUCAUGUCGUAGUGCUUUCAGCACAUCGGACUUUCACAAAAACAUUUUGAAAUGGUUGUAUUGUUUCAGAGCUUGUGUGGUUUAGAUUUAAUGUGGAAAAGGUAAACUAUACAUAAUGAGGUUGGUAAUAUUCUAUGUUUUUUAAUAAUGAACAAAUUACAUGAUGAAAUAAAUUGUGUACCUUGUCGUACUGAAAACCAAAAAUAUAAAUCUUAAAUUCUGUUAAUUUCAGUUAAAAUAAAUCUGGGCUGGGCUUUUUUAGCAAAGGUUACCCCAAAGAUAGUAAACAGUGCAUUUGUUGGGGUCACAUUUUUAAGAUAAAUACAUUUUCUUUCUCUUGAAAACAUUGUCAUGUGAACAAUGUCAUUGGUUCAUCACAGAAUAUAGAAUACCACCAAACUCACCAGAAAACUCUCUUUUCUUCCUUCAACCCGCACGUUUCACUGGAAGAAAUGCAAUCUCUGUCCCUGUAGGUCAGAGUCACACCGUGUAAUGCAACGCAGUGGUUGAUGAUUGUAAUGUAAUGAAGCAAUACGGUUCCCCUCACAGCGUAGCUACGUGGAUGCAAAGUGCACAGACGGGUCUAAAGUGUUUCUGUGACGGACUCUCCUGUGGACGCAAACGCAACGUACAGAAGUGUUGGGUUCUGAUUCUAUACAGUAACCUGCAGAAAAAAAGGACGCUUUUUCUGUGCUUGUAUUGGGAUUAUUACAUUUAUGGUUUGUUGUUCUUAUAAUUUAUGCCAGACGCCAGUCGGUGUGGCACUUUAAUAGCAGCCUUUUCUCUGCUUUUUAAGUGCUGCUGUGUGUUAACGAUUUGCUCAUAAAGUCUUUGGCGUGCUUCUAAAAGCAAAGGAACCAGUCCUUGUAAUUCCAAAAAGGAAAAAAAGACCCCAGAAGAAUCUCUUCUCUGGCCUUAUUUAUUGUAAACACUUUAAAACUUAUUUACUAUGCAAAUAUAAAAAAAUGUCAAAAGAAGGUCAGUUUUAAUCAACAGUAAUAACAUUAUAAUGCACAAGUCUACUUGAAAAAUAAUCACAAUCAAUCUAGUUUCUAGUAGAAUGAAUAAACAUGAACAUCUAUUAAAGUGUGUGAGCUUAGGUGUGUCUAUGACAGAAUGUUGUAUAGUGUGCCUUAAUCAUUGAGAGUACCACCCAGUAUAAUCAGAACAAGGUACAGUAUUAUAGAAUGGACGUGCAUGCAAUGCUUUCAGACUACCUUAAAUCACAAAAGACAACAUGGAUAAUUAUUAUAUUUAUAAAUAUGAAUUGACCUGGUUGGGUUCUAUAAAACUCACCAGAAUGACUGUGUGUGUACUGGUGUUGUUUUUAGUAGCUGUUUGGUUUUUGUGUUCCGGCUGCAGUCCGCCUGGAGUUGGUGUUUUUCUCGGUGGUCGGUGGAAAUCUUCCUGCCUGUAUUUAAUAGAACGUCUUUGAAUUUCUCUGGUUAUUUGACUUUUGUUCCAAUAGGUUCUUUCUUUGACUGUACUAUGAGGGGGUUCCUGGUAUUGUUUGUGUGAUUUCAUUUCACUUUCUCUCUUUUCUUAAACACACUCAUUCUGAGCUCAGUAUUUUUAAAGACGUUUCUCAGAGGGGUCUCUCUAGUUGAUUUCAUAUGAAUGAAAGAUUAUUUUUAACUGAAUAGACGUGUAUAUUUGCAGGCUUGAGUUUUAUUUUACAUGGAUAAUAUAUGAUUCGUACUUAUGUUGUUGAAAAAAAGACACCUGAUAUUUGAAUGUUUUAGAUUUUAUUUUUGGAAGGACAAAAAAUAGAUAAACUAUUAACAAAUCCAGUGAUAUUCAGAAGCAUUUGACACCCUCUGAUCAAAAUGAGCAGUGACUAGUGCUUGCUUGCUUAUAAGCGGUACAAUGCGUAUUGUUGUAUCUGCAUGUAUGUACCUGUGUUGUAUGCUUUUUUUAUUUAUUUUUUAUUCUGUUGGUAUUCAUUUUUAUUUCAGUAUUUAGCGCUGCUGUCAAAUCGAGAACGACGAGAAAUAAUAUUGGUUCUGGCGAAACACACUCAUUCUGCCUUGCAUUGGGUAUUGUGGAGUAAAUGUCAUCUGCCUUUCAUUUCAUAUGUUUCUACAUUAGCGGGUACUGUAAAUCCAACUGAAGAUACUGCAUAAUUUAUUAACAAAAAGAUGGCCUGCAGGCUUGUGAUUACUGACUGCCACAGUGGAAACAAUACAGUGUGAAGUAAUCAAUGUAAAGUAUAUUUGUCCUGAAAUUUCAAAUUCGGAGUGAGUUGGAGGUGACCGAUUAUGUAGCACCGUUUACAGAGGAACUAUGGAUCAGUUCCCUUUUUACUAUUUUCAGUACGUAGUCACAACUGUGGACGAGUUACAGUAUGCAACUUUAUUUCAGUCGUUUUGGGUGUUGUCACGAUGAUUAACUCUUCGGUAUAACAUUUACUGGUUUUCUGAUUCUGUGCACACUUGCAUGUUCUUAUUGCAGAGCAAACUACUGUCUUAAACAACUGAGAUCAAUCUAAUGUGCUAUUGAUGAGUAACUUGGUUAAACUGUACACACUGUAAGCACUGUGAACUGAAAAUAAAUUAUAGUGUUUAAUGCU
This is a messenger RNA of Pungitius pungitius (ninespine stickleback), 7045 nucleotides long. It is a transcript of the gene dennd1b, whose product is annotated as DENN/MADD domain containing 1B. Gene Ontology annotation, cellular component: intracellular membrane-bounded organelle; cytosol; nuclear speck. The record is from RefSeq and is a predicted model, not a curated record. The transcript is spliced from 19 exons. Bases 553 to 3003 code for a protein of 816 amino acids. Gene Ontology annotation, biological process: endocytosis; endocytic recycling. Gene Ontology annotation, molecular function: phosphatidylinositol phosphate binding; guanyl-nucleotide exchange factor activity. NCBI's taxonomy places the organism in Eukaryota, Metazoa, Chordata, Actinopteri, Perciformes, Gasterosteidae.